GCUCAGUCCUCUCUGGGCAUUGCUUCUGUGCGGUUCUUGCUCGGCACCCACCUCCCUGUCCGUCAGCCCUAAAAUCUAUCCUGUACUAACGCGCUUAUCCCGAGUGUCGAUCGGAGUUCUGCUCCAGGAAGAAAACGACCCGCGAUCAACAACUCACCGCCACACACAUGAUCACCGACGCCGAAGGAACAAGAAGUCGCCGCCGCCGAUAAGCACGCGACGUCUGCCGCCGCCGCCGCCGCCGACGUGCAUGACCUCGGCCUUCCACUGAGAGCCAUCCGGACAUCCUUCUCUCGAAAAUAGAUUGCCUGCUGAUUCUCUUCACUAAUCGACCCACACUUCGCAACCGCUAAUCACUUAAGAAUUGAACCCAAAACCUACCCCUUCGCCCUGACCCCCGUUUCAAAAGACCAUGGAUAUGGAUAAUAAAAAUUUGAUAAACGAUGACCCAAAUGUCACACUCACAAUUAGGCUUAUUAUGCAAGGAAAGGAAGUGGGCAGUAUCAUAGGUAAAAAAGGCGAAAUAGUCAAAAGGUUUAGAGAAGAGUCGGGUGCCAAAAUAAACAUAUCUGAUGGUUCGUGCCCUGAACGUAUAGUAACAGUAACGGGAUCAACUAACGCGAUUUUUAAAGCUUUCACACUAAUUUGUAAAAAAUUCGAAGAGUGGUGUUCCCAGUUCCAGGACAUAAAUAGUGGAGGUAGCGGAGUGCCCAGGCCUCCGAUAACGUUGCGACUCAUCGUACCUGCAAGCCAAUGUGGAUCGCUGAUCGGGAAAGGAGGCUCCAAAAUCAAAGAAAUUAGGGAAGUGACGGGGGCGUCGAUUCAGGUCGCCUCGGAGAUGUUGCCCAAUUCGACAGAGAGGGCGGUCACUAUUUCGGGAACCGGAGAAGCAAUCACUCAGUGCAUUUAUCACAUCUGUACCGUUAUGCUCGAGUCCCCUCCCAAAGGAGCUACCAUACCCUACCGCCCCAAACCCCAAGUGGGUGGCCCCGUGAUCCUGGCCGGCGGACAAGCCUAUACCAUCCAAGGCAACUACGCCGUUCCUGCCCACACAGAUAUGAGUGCACUUGGUAAAAGUCCUUUAGCAGGACUAGCAGCCUUAGGACUUGGAGGCCUUGCACCGACCAACACUGGUGGACUGAAUCCAGCAGGUAAACUCGAUUCGUUGGCGGCUCUCGCCGGAUCUCAGCUUCGAACGUCGAAUUCGCGAAACCAGCAGAAUUCCAACCAACAGACACACGAGAUGACCGUACCGAAUGAGCUGAUCGGUUGCAUAAUCGGCAAGGGCGGCACGAAGAUCGCCGAAAUAAGACAGAUUUCCGGAGCGAUGAUCCGCAUAUCGAACUGUGAUGACCGUGAGAGUGGCGUUACCGACCGUACGAUCACCAUCUCCGGGAAUCCGGACGCCGUGGCACUGGCGCAGUAUCUCAUCAACAUGAGGAUAUCGAUGGAGACUGCAGGCUUGCCGAUGCCGGGAUACCACUACAUUGCUCCGAACCACAUUGUAAAGGCCCCGAUCCAUUAACUGAACUGGCCCUGGCAUCAAGAGUUCUUGGUGCCACCCACUGAUCCCCAGUCUCAAUGGUAUUUCAGAUAAUACCGUGUAAAUUAGGUCUGAUCUGUGAAAACUACAAAUAUUGACAAUAUUGUCAUUAAAUUAUGAUGGAUACUUUACAAAAAAGAUUGGUAAUGGGGAACAAGCCAAAGAUUCGUUAUUUUUAAUUUUUUACAAUGAUAUAACGUAUUUAUAAUAUAUAUUUAGAUACAAUCAGAAAAUUUACUGUUUACUGUCUGUUAGCGAUUCUAGUUGAAUUUUUUCGGUUGAAGACAUGUUCUGCGAAUUGAUUGGAUUGUUGGGGCGGUCGAACCGCCCGAAUUUUGCUUAUACUUUGCAAGUUAUUACCCUCCUCGUGCUUACUCCUACCAAAGAAUACAUAAAUCGUACCAAAGUUGUCAUUCCUGCAAUAAGUGCCAAAUGUAAAUAGUCAUUGCUUGCAGUGGUUUCUUCGGCGCAGUUCCGACCACGCCCCCUGGAGGCUCCACCCACUCGUUUAUUUUCGGAAUUUGUCGGUAGUUCCCGUUAGAAGCCGCGGAUUUCGAAAAUAACGGUGAGUCGUUUGUACAUUUCGGUUCGUUGUGUAAAUAUGGCGGGACAAUAACUUUCAAGGUAUAUAACGACGUUCUAAUUUGUUGCGUAGUAUUUAUUUCUAGUGUUUUAAGCUUAUUUAUUUAUAUAUACUGAUUUGCUGAGUUCAGGACUGGGGUCGGUCGCCACCUGAGGUAGUCCCAAACCAUAUCAGUCGGCUUAUCACAGGAUGUACAUAUCAGUAUCGAUGGUGGCGCUCAGGCGUCGGUCCCGGUUUUGAUGACAGACUGUUUUUCUAGUUUUAAGAGAUUAGUAGUCGAAUAUCAAAGAGUGAUUUGGGCACUUUGUGAUCUAGUUGAACCGAGUCGGUAUUAAAGGAGAUCGCUGUGCAAUACGAGAUUGUUUGCAUUUUUACAUUGGGCUGUGCAUGUUAUUAAAUCUUAAGUAUUCGUACGUAUUUCUUCCUCGAUAAUAAUAAUAAUAAUAAUAAAAGUAUCGUUGUGCCAAAUUAACUCUUCCCUUUUUGCUCAUACCGAUGCUCACAUCACUCGAACUUCAAACGCAAUACUUUGUACAGGUAUUACUGCAAACAGUCUAUUUGUGGUUAGUGGUAGCUCACUGUGAUCACGUCAUGUAACAAUGCACUGUCGCGAAAUGUUAUACAUACAAUAAAUUAGGGUAAUCCGUAUACUACAAACAAUACUCUUGAAAAAGCUGUACUUACGGUCGAUUUUGAGAAGGCGGGUUCUUGUGUAGAGGCUACCAGAAACGGUCGGUCGAUCGAUUUCGUUUGAUUUGAUCAACGCGGUGGUUUUUCAAAUAGCUGGCUUGUUAUUUAGUAGUAGUGAUAUAUAAUCUAGUCUAUUAUUUACUAACGUUUUUCAUGUUUAUUAUUGAUGUAAUUUUAUUCGAUCUAAACGUUUGACUAUAAUGGGGACAAUCUAUUGUUAUCCCUUUGUGUUACUGAGUGUUCUUAAAAUAGUUGAUGUCGCGCUUCGCGCACCUUGGGCGCAGCCGAAGCGCGAAACCAUAUUGUAAUCAUGUGCCAAAUAAAUGGAUCAAGAAUUUUUCAUAUUCAAGACACAUGUACAAAAUUGUGUUUGUUUGGGAUUUUUGAGAAUAAUGUAAUAAUUACUUUCUAUGAACUCCAUGUUUCAAGUUUUAGACUAGUAGCAACUAUAGUACCUAGUUUUAGCAUUUCAAUAACUGUUUUAUAAUUUGAAUGUGACACUUUAUCAAGACGAUGCUUCAGGUAGUGUUGCAAUAUUCAAUCAUUACGAGGGGGUUACUUAAUACAUGUUGGCUAUCCCCCUGCUGUGUGUAGAAGAGGUGUAGGAUUUAGCAGGGGCCUUAAUGUCGGCUAUGUCAUAGUUGUCGUGUUGUGCAGGCAAUCAACGGUUAGCUUUGUCUGUAGCGUAAUGCUGAUGACAGCACAUUCGGUGCCAAAUGUGGUAGUAGUUCAAAAGUCAAAAACUAACUAAAAUAUUUUCAAGUUUUCUAUUGAACGCGUGACUGAUUAUUCACAUACACCCGAUAUAAUAUAUUAGUCACACUUUCAGCCGGACGCGAGCGCCCGGCCAACCCUGAAUUUAAAAAUCACAAUCAGCUAACGUGAGAUAUCAUUUGUAUAGCCUUUAUUAAAACAGGGUCUUUAUUAUUAAGAGAUUGUAAAACGUAGGUAGUUUAUUGUAAAGAGAAUUUUGUCUUUUUGUCUUUCAGACGACUAAACAAGAAAAACAAAUUGAGCAGUAUUGUUUUUGUGAGAUUAUAUAAUUAGUGUUAAUAAGAUGCCAAAAUUGUUUGAUUCCAUUUUAUACUUUAAAGCGGUUGCCAGCACAGACAAUUCGAAACGUAUUUCUAAAAGAAUACUUAUGAGAAACUCAAUGCAAAUAUAUAACUUUUGUAACGAUAAUUAUUAUUGGCAACAAAUUUCAGGGUAACGUUUCGCUUUAUUCUCCUUUUUUAGUAAUACGUUUAAAUAAUAAAGCUACAGUGUCUCUGUAGGUUAUGUUGUAUACAAAUAUAGUAAAAGAAAUGCAAAAUAGAUUUAUAUGAAAUAUCUACCUAUAUGUAUCGCUAUUUAUAGUGCUUUUUGCUUAUGGAACACAACACGACUUUAUAAUUGUAUUAGCAGUAGUUGGCACGCUGUUACUCAUCAUUAUUUCGGCUCGUUCAGAAAUGUUACCGUAUCUUGGACAUAUCUUUCACUAGGUGGAUUGUAUUGGAUUUAUUGUUGGGCCCCGAAGACCACACAUACGGUCUGGUCUUAAAGGGUUUUUAUUGCUCAAUCUUUCGUCAUCUUCAUAUCAGAUUUGAAAAUGAGUAACAGCUCGAAAUAUUUUGAUAUUGAUUAUAAUGUUUUAUGUAUUAUACGGAACAUUCAUGUAGAUUUUAAAAUUAGGCAAUAAAAUAUUAUGACAUGUGCGAGCCAUAAAAGACAGUUUUAGACAUUGCACAUAUCUAUUGUUCUUUCCAUAUGCAAGAUGUUUAGUAUAUAUACAUAUUUAGAUAAGAUGUUUUAUGUUUGUUUUUUGGUUAAUAAAGUGUGAAUAUUA
Zophobas morio is the source of this 4641-nucleotide messenger RNA. RefSeq names its product mushroom-body expressed (gene mub). Lineage: Eukaryota; Metazoa; Arthropoda; Insecta; Coleoptera; Tenebrionidae. The coding region runs from base 413 to 1525 and encodes 370 amino acids. The transcript has 11 exons. Gene Ontology annotation, biological process: regulation of RNA metabolic process; regulation of gene expression. Gene Ontology annotation, cellular component: nucleus; cytoplasm. Gene Ontology annotation, molecular function: mRNA binding. The record is from RefSeq and is a predicted model, not a curated record.